Messenger RNA from Labeo rohita (rohu), 718 nucleotides. It is a transcript of the gene agr1, whose product is annotated as anterior gradient 1. The record is from RefSeq and is a predicted model, not a curated record. NCBI's taxonomy places the organism in Eukaryota, Metazoa, Chordata, Actinopteri, Cypriniformes, Cyprinidae. The transcript is spliced from 8 exons. Gene Ontology annotation, cellular component: endoplasmic reticulum. Bases 115 to 621 code for a protein of 168 amino acids.
CGUGAUUAUAAAAAUCCCUGACAUACAUCACAGUAGUUGCUGUCGGUUUAGAGAGAGGGACAGUAAAUCUAGUUCACCUGUUUCACUCCCGGACACAUCGCACAUACUACAAUCAUGCAACACUGGAUAAUCUGCGUAAUACUUUUAUUUCUUGUAUUCUGUGAUGUUUCUACGCAAAGGAAAAAAAAGACAGUCCAAACUCUCUCAAGAGGUUGGGGUGAUGAGAUUACCUGGGUUCAGACGUAUGAAGAAGGACUGUCUAAAGCGGUCGAGAGUAAGAAGCCUCUGAUGGUCAUUCAUCAUUUGGAGGACUGUCCGCACAGUAAAGCUCUGAAAAAGGCUUUUACUGAACAUCAAUCUAUUCAAAGGCUGGCCAAAUCAGAUUUCAUCAUGCUCAAUUUAGUGCAUGAGACCACCGAUAACAACUUGGCACCUGACGGCUACUAUGUCCCCAGGAUCUUGUUUGUUGAUCCCUCACUGACUGUGCGAGCUGACAUUGCUGGAAAAUACGCCAACCGAAUGUACACGUACGAGCCGAGCGACAUAGACUUCUUGGCAGAGAACAUGAUGAAAGCCAAGAUCCUGCUCAAGGAUGAACACGAGAAUCACGAUGAUCUGUGAUGCAGUGACAACAGUUUACCCUCUUUCAAGAACUGUAUGCAAUACACAGGUUUCUUUGCACAACUAACAAUAUUCAACUUUGAAUAAAGUCUGUUAG